UCUCUCGCUUAUGUCUGUCUUUCGUUGCGCAAUACAUUCGUUGCUGGAGUUUGUGAAAAGAGGUGGAAGAGAGACAUUGUACGUGCAGGAAUCGAGAAUGCCAGCCCCGACUCGAAGCUGAAGAUACCAAGACCGAGCUCGAGUGCACCGCCUUCCCAGCCACUAAGACGCAUCGCAAAGGAGCGCCGAGGAGUCGCCAUGAUGCUGUCGCACAGCACAGUGCGGAGGCGCGCACCGAUCCCCUCGAUCCUCCUCGUCUGGAGCAUACUAUCCUCGUUGGCCGCGACCACGACAGCUCAAGAGAUCAAUAACUUCACAGGCUCGCUGCAGAUUGUCAACGGCAAUGGGGUGUACAGCGGCACGAGCGGAGGCGGAGGCAGUGAUGGUACAGCAACAGGUGCCGUUCAAGCGCAAUGUCCUGCGAACUUUCCUGUGAGCUGUACCAACAUCCAGCAACCCAGCUACUGCUGUCCAUCUGGCAACUACUGUCAAUGGGCGAAUUCGGUUGUCGCAUGCUGUCCGAAUGGCAAGACAUGUUCUGGCUCCGUUCAAGCGCCGACGACCACAUACUAUCAGGAAGCAUCGACCAUAUACCAGCACCCCGGCACCACAGUCUACGUAGCAGGCGGCGGAGGCAUUGUUACGACGCAGAGCCCAGUCACGGUGCAGACAGUUGGCUACGCCGGAGGUGGAUAUUGCUCGACUCUUGUGGCUGUUGGACCAGGAUUGCCAACGACCGGGAGCGGUAGCUGUGGCACCAUUCUUAUUGUAGAGGCAGACGCCAUCAGACGAAGUGUGCUGAAGGCUGGCAAGAUGUUUGCCAUGUUGCUGGCAUUGCAUUUAAUGGGUGGGUUGAUCUUGAUGAGACGAUGAAAGGCAUGAUGGAAGGGCAUUGCAGAGGGAGGAUAUUCCGAAGACAGCUUCCAUAACGACAGUGCCUACGACGGCGUAUAUAGAGUACAGAGCGUUCAAGAGCUCCGUCGCUCCCGGAUAGACACGCCGAAACGGUGUGAGUUCAACAUCUACAAGAAUCCUCUCCG
Molecule: messenger RNA, 1040 nt
Organism: Pseudocercospora fijiensis CIRAD86
Lineage: Eukaryota; Fungi; Ascomycota; Dothideomycetes; Mycosphaerellales; Mycosphaerellaceae
Exons: 2
Coding region: 199-873 (224 amino acids)
Source: RefSeq, a predicted model, not a curated record